This is a messenger RNA of Onthophagus taurus, 3739 nucleotides long. RefSeq names its product ras-associated and pleckstrin homology domains-containing protein pico (gene pico). The record is from RefSeq and is a predicted model, not a curated record. Gene Ontology annotation, biological process: signal transduction. NCBI's taxonomy places the organism in Eukaryota, Metazoa, Arthropoda, Insecta, Coleoptera, Scarabaeidae.
ACACCCAGCGCACACGCACACAAAGAGACUACCGCACGAACCGAACGGUUCCAUGCACCAACACUGAGUUAGUAAGUCUCACACUGCAGUUCGGAUAAGAGUGUGAGGCCCACUCCACAUAAAACGAAACAAUUUUUUUUUUCUUUAUCAUUCCGUUCGUGUUCGCGUUUUAAGUCUUCCAUCGCUGUUAAAAGUCUUCCAAUAUCUUUUCCUAACUUAACAUACAUAUAACGCGCUUACCAAAAAAAAUUGAAGAACACGUGUUUUGUGUUUAAUGUCAACUACCUACCUAAAUUUUAACGUGAUCUGGUUUUUGACAUUUUCGGUGUGUUUAGUGUCGAUUUUUUCUCUUGAUUUUUUUGUGGUCUUCCUGUUUGUGAUGAUACGAUGCCUUGGAAUAAACUGAGUUUUGGUGGACAACAACAACAGUGUAAUGGACACGAGGAUUACGAUGACCCUAGAAUUUAUCCCGAUGAAUUGGGUUUGGAUGGGGUGAGCUCAGCCAGUAAUCUUCGUCCUCCAACAACAGAAAUUUUAGCACCAAGAAUCGACAGCUACAGAUUUUCAAUGGCAAAUCUAGAAGAUACUCACAUGAGCGAAUUAGAUUCAAUUUUGGGUGAAUUGAACGCUAUUGGAUCACAAUACGAUAAGGAAAUAUCGCAAGGCCGCGAACAACGUUACUCAGACUCGCAAAAAACGCAACAUCAAUCACGAACGCAUAGCAGAACAUCAUCUGAAGGCCCCCGAUUAAAAUUAGAUGGAAACGAAAGUGAUUCUUUGAAAAAUGAUUCGGGGAGAACGGAUUCGCCGGAUAAUGAUUCGGCUUUUAGCGAUACAGUUUCGAUGUUAUCCAGCGAAUCUUCAGCUAGCUCAGGAGGAAGUGGAUCAAAACCGCACCCCAUGAUUCAAUUGCCUCAAGAUGAAGCAAGCAAAGUUAGGGCCGAAAAAAUUAAAAUGGCAAUGGAAAAAAUUAAGGAAGCCAACAUACAGAAAUUAUUCGUUAAAGUUUUUACAGUGGAUGGAUCCGCAAAAUCUCUUCUUGUAGACGAGAAGAUGUUAUGCGCUUACGUUACUAGGCUUUUAGCUGAUAAGAAUCACGUUAGGAUGGAUCCUAAAUGGGCUAUUGUUGAACAUAUCCCAGAUUUAUUUAUGGAACGAAUAUAUGAAGAUCACGAACGCCUCGUUGAAAAUUUAAUGUUAUGGGCGAGAGAUUCAAAAAAUAAAAUUUAUUUCGUUGAACGUCCUGAAAAAACGUUUCUAUUUAUGCAACCGGAACGGUUCCUUCUGAGCAACUCGGACAGGAGGGAAAACCUCGAUAACGACGAACAUUCCCGCAAUAUUAUGCUCGAGGAGUUCUUCUCGUCGAAUAAAGUACCAGAAGUCGAGGGACCGCUCUACCUCAAAUCUGAUUCGAAAAAAGGUUGGAAGAAAUAUCACUUCGUUUUAAGAGCUUCCGGUUUGUAUUAUUUCCAAAAAGAGAAAGCAAAAUCCGCGAAAGAUCUCGUUUGCUUGGCUACGUUUGAAAACAACCAGGUGUAUUACGGAUUGGGGUGGAAAAAGAAAUUUAAAGCCCCCACUGAUUACGGAUUCGCGAUCAAACACCCAAAAUUACAAGAAGCUAAGAGUUCGAAAUACAUUAAAUAUUUAUGCGCCGAGGAUCAAACUACUUUGGAAAGAUGGAUGGUUGGGAUUCGCAUCGCAAAACACGGAAGGCAAUUAAUGCAUAAUUAUAGAUUGUUGGUGGAAGAGUUAGCUCAAGAGGAUUUAGAUUUAUUGGCAAACGCUAGGAGUUGUUCUGUUAGUUCCAUUGCGGUCCAAUCGACCGUUACAACACCAACACAAGGAUAUUCAGCCAGUGAUGGAUAUGGAACACAAAGCGAAACUUAUUCAACAACCAGUGAGGUUAGUUCCGGAAGACACAGCAGGGCAAGUAGUUCUAGUUCAAGUGGUUGCAUGUCAGAUGGUGCUCCAUCAAGUUGCGAAAAUGCUUUUGAUUCUGAAUUUUCAACAGGUACAAUUAAAAGAAAACCAUCGAUGAAACCAAGUUUACCAUUAACGAGCACCACGAGGCAAUUAAAAGAAGUGGGCGAAACACGAGAUGAAAACGAUAGUACACCGACAGCCGGAAGUCCAGUUUCUUACACAAACACAGGCACCCUCACGAGGAGACACACAAGAAGGAAAUCGAGCAACUCGGGCGACGAUUCGAACAGUAGCACGCUCAAAAGACAGCAUUCUUACAAAAAUAGGGGGUCGAUCGAGUCGAUGGGAAGCAGGAGCGGGACAUCAACCCCUCUUUGCGGGACGCCGGUUAGGGAGAGAGCUUCGCCCUUCGGCGACAAACCCAGCCCGUUUAAUGAAAGACCGCCGAGUUCUAAUUCGGUUAGGAGUCCCGUGAAUUCUAUGGAUGAUAUGCCUUCAUCGAUGACUGAUUCAAUAAUUUCUCUUCCACCACCACCAGAAGUAAAUGAAGACACCAUCAUAACAUCACCAUCUUAUCAAUUACCACCACCACCUCCCGAAUUAUUUAAUUCAACGUUAUCUUUGGAUAGUUUACCGCCACCACCAAAUCCGAACGAUUUGCCACCGUUAACUGGCGGUGAAUUAACCGGAAGUCAAUUAUCAUUGAUGUCUUUGCCUCCACCGCCAAGCGAAAAUGGUGAUACAGGAACGAUAAGGAGAAGAAAAGAAAAUUGUACUCCAACGAAUGGGUUGAGUCCAGAUAGGACUCCCACGGCUGGGAUGUCCCCAGAUCAAACUCCAACUCAAAGUAGGAUAAAUACGCCGUGUUUUAGUCCCGGGGGGUCAACGUGUACCACUCCAACUCAACAGAGUUUCAAUAACGGGUUUUUAAACGAAAACGGUCAUCCCCCAGCGUAUAUUAAUCCACCUCCAUACCGUCAAAGUUCAACAUUACCCGGAUCAUCAGCUUUUAGUAAUAGUAAUGGUUUGAGGUCGUCUUUAAGACAAACUUCGUUACCGCGACAAGUUUCCGUUAAUAGUAUGUCUUCUAAUGUCAGUUCAAAUUCAUCGAAUUCGACGUAUUCAGUUCCUUCGUAUUUGGGUGAUUUUAAUUCUUCGAGAAAUUCCCCAAGCUUACAAAGAAAAGUUAACUUCCAAGAACCUUCGUCUCCAAAGAAAAGUGGUAAAAAAAUCUCGUUUAAUUUAAUCCCGCAAGAAGCUCCGGCUCUCCCAAAAAAACCACCCCCACCUAAACGAUCGGAUAGUACAAAAUUAUCCAGCCCAAAAAAACUCGCCGACCCACCAAGUGAUUUCCUUAAAGAUUUACAAAGAGUGAUGAGAAAGAAAUGGCAGGUUGCGCAAAAAUGCAAAGAUGAACCAUCAACAACUCCACACGAAGUACUUGGAUUUAGGGAUCCCCCCACUUUAUUACCUGAUUAUAAGGAGACCAACGUUUCUAACUGGGUACAAGAACAUUAUGGACCAAAUAAUUUUUACGAAAACGUUUAUAGAGAUAGUACAGAUAACGUAGUUGAAUACGCAACAAGUCCGGUACAUGUUAGAAAUGAUAAAAUUUAUGAUUUCGUUCGUGGUAAAAGACCACCUCCACCGCCUCCGAAACGUAGCGAAUCAACGCAUUUGAGUACGCCAAAAAUGCAUUGAUGCCGCGUGUGUUGAGAUAAUAUUUCGGAAUGUAUUCUUAUUAAAAGUUAAUUUUUGAAUUAACGUGUAACUAUAAAAAUCAAAUUGGAUUAAAAAUGUUAUUAAAAAAAAAUAA